Fonticula alba is the source of this 3600-nucleotide messenger RNA. RefSeq lists its product as hypothetical. Lineage: Eukaryota; Rotosphaerida; Fonticulaceae. The record is from RefSeq and is a predicted model, not a curated record. The transcript is spliced from 6 exons. The coding region runs from base 1 to 3600 and encodes 1199 amino acids.
AUGGUCAGGCCAGUGCUGGCGCUGCCGAUGUUGCCGAUGUUGCGGCAGCAGCAGCAGCAGCAGCAGCAACAGCUGACGCUGGCGCCCGGCGGCAGCCUCACGCCCCUGGCCUGGCUGCUGGCCGGCCUGGCCCUGCUGGCCGCCGCGGCCACCACGCGCGCCGCCCUGCUGCCCACCCCGGCCAGCCUGGAAUACCACCUGCUGCGCAUCUUCCCCGAAGUCCUCUACCAGGACGUCUCCCUCCGGCGGAACAUCCACUUCUGCGACUUCUUCAACCAGGACACCCUGUCGCCCGGGGCGCCGGACGGCCUGGACGACUUGAUCUUCUACGACUCGCACUACGCCUUCGAGACGUCCCCCGAACACCGGGCCUCCAGGGAUGCCCCCACCCCGGGCGCCCGGUACCCGGUGCACCUUGCCCACGCCGGCGUUCAAACCUUCCACUGCAUCACGAAGGUGCCCUUCCCCCUGGCCCCGUUGACCUACCUCAACACGCGCUACAGCCCGGCCCUUGGCCGCAUCCAGGAGAUCUUCUACGCCGGCAGCCACAAAACCCUGCACCAGUCCAACGGGCUGUUCUCCGCGAAGCAAGGCCUGGGCGGCCUCACCCUGCCGGUCCUGAUCACCGCCUAUCCCAUGGGCCCGGACCAGCCCUUCUCCGGCUUGAUGGCCCUCUAUUACUCGUAUAUGGCCUUGAUGAAUAUCAACCUCCUGGACAGCUACAAUAGCUACACGGAAUACGAAAAGCUCGAAAUCGAGGACCUACACUCGAUCACUGGCGCCGCCUCCGUGGACCUGGACAAUGACGGCCUGCCGGAGGCCCUGAUCGCCAGCAAGCACCAGGACCUGCCGGAGGACGUCUAUGUCUUGACGCACCUGAGCCGCUUCCUGGACCCGACCCUGCCGGAUCAGGCGCACUGCCUGCAGCGGAGCCUUCUCCAGCUGCCGGCCGGCUUCCUCCCGGGCAGCAUCAUCCUCGGCGACUUCGAUGGGGAUGGCCAUGCCUCGGACAUUGCCCUCGUCUCGGACCACGGGUCCACCUGCACCGGCCCGGCGGCCGACCAGUGCACCGCCUGCCCGACCGGCCAGCACCUGCUCAAUGGCACCUGCGGCACGACUCCGGCGGCCACGGUGACCGUCCGGCCGGAGCCCGGCCCCGGCACGCCGGCCGUCUACUUCCAGGCCUCCAACUUGGGGAACUUCGGCCCGAUGAAACGGCUGGCCGUGGCCAGCCUCUCCUCGGCCACCAACCAGCCCUUCCUCUUCAAUGACCUGCGAGCCUUUGAGCACCUUCGCCGGGCGGACUUCUCCCCGGCCGGCACCGGUGCCCGUCGCGCCGAGGGCCUUUUAGCCGUGGACACGGAGAAGCACGUCAUGCAGGCCGUGCCGGUCCCCGGGUCCGGGCACUUCACCCUGCAGAUGUCGCUGGCGCCGGAAAUGCUGGACCUGGUGUUCCGCCGGCUGGCCGAGUCGCUGCACAUGCCCCUGUUUGAUGACGAGCUGCUGGAGUGCCUCGGCGACCGGGACAAUGCCAUCACCUCCGGCACCGGGCGCCUGUGCGACCUGGCGCUGCGUACCACCCUGAGCCGCAACGCAUUGGAAUUCGCCCGCCCGACCCCGGACCGGGUCCUGGCCCAGCAGCAGAUAAUCCUCGGCUCUAGCGGGAUCUCCCCGGACUCCAUGCAAGAUGCCUUCGGGGCCUGGCACCCGGUGGACAAUCGCCGGGGCCAGGACCGCUGGCUGUCGGUCUCCAAGAGCACCUUCGACAGUGUAUCCUGCUCGUACCACUGGACCAACCUGCUGACGGUAUAUAUCCAGCCUAUCCUGAAGCGCCAGGACUUCCGGCCGGUGGAUCUGCCGCCCGGGCUGAUCAUGCCCUGCGCCCAGCCGCACUCCCUGCCGCAGGACCCGGCCGGCGUGCACCCGCCGCCGAUGCUCCUCUCGGUCGCCGCCCCGGGGCCCAGCAGUCCGGCCCUGCUCUACCUGUGGCGGUCCACCUCCACGGUCGAUGGCCAUGCCCGGAUGGAUGCCCCGGUGCCGCUGCUCCGCGCCGCGGAUCUCGGCUACCCGCAGGGCACCAGCCCGACCACCUUCCAGCUGGUCAUCAUGCCGCACACCCUGCGCCACGACCGGGCCGAGCUCUUCUUCUGGGACGGCCAGUGGUUCUACUCGGCCGUGCUGACCCUGGCCCCGGACGGCGCGGCCCACCUGUCCGUGCAGCCGGCCGUCCCACAGAGCAUGCAGAUGCUGUUGCACUUCCAGCAGGCCAACCCGACCGCCGUGCGCCUCGUCCCGCUGGACGUCGAUGGCGAUGGCCGGCCCGAGGUGGCGGCCGUCCGCCUGGACACCGGCGGCGUCACCCUCUUCGCCGAGGCCGGCCCGCACAAUGGCUGCGGCGCCGGGGCCCUCGGCACUUGUGUCGAGCCCCGCCCGGCCUGGGCCCCGGGCAACUGCGCCCCCUCCGAGCCCUGCACCUGGAAGCCCACCAGCCUGCAGGUCGGUGACCUGGCUGCCUGCACCGACGGUGUGGCCCGCGACGCCGGGCCCCACCGGCCGGCGCCGCACCCCGGCGCGGACGUCGGCGCCGCCACCCAGCUGGGCAUGGUGGCCAGCGCGGCGGCCACCCUGGCGCAGAUCAACUCCAACCUGGCCCGCGUGAUGCCACACAUGGCCGGCGUUGUGGUGGCCCCGGCCGACCUGGCCACCCCCCUGCCGGUGAAGGCCGCCCUCACCGUGACCCUCUAUGCCAAUGGCCUCCACGAGGAGUCGCCCAGGCUCUCCAGGCACCCGGUGGCGAUGUAUGACGUGCCGCUGCCGUACCCGGCCCAGGAGCUGGCCUUCACCCCGGGCCCGGUCCACGGCCAGUACCACUCGGCGGUGCACUCCCUCCGGCGGACCACCACCGGCGAGCAUUUGGUCAUCCUGCCCUUCUGGACGACCGCGCACUGGAGCGCCCAUGAAGAAACCCAAUUCAUCAUGCUGACCCUGCCCAGCGUGACGCCGCGCCUGAGCGCGCCGCACCGGGCCCAUCGCCCCGGCGAGGCCGCGGCCCUGGCCCUGCCGGCGGCCACGGCCCUGUACCCGGCGCUGGCCGGCACCCCCGGCGACCGGCCGGCCGUCUUCUUCUUCACCAACAAGUGGCAGAGGCCGGAAUUCCUCUUCCUCCAGCCCCCGGGCGAUGAUGUGCCCCUGCACCAGGCCCUCUACUACCAGCAGUCCUUCGACACCGAGCAGAUGGUGGCCCUGGUCCGGGCCGAUGGCCAGCCGGCCGGCAUCGUCAUGCAGCCAUACGGCUGCCUGGGGUGCUUCGACAGCUCGGCCACCCUGACCCCCGGGGCCGAGCCGGCCUCCUGCGUCAACUCGACCCCCGGGGCCGGCGCCUGCAGCCCCCAGGCGCCGGGCUGCCAAGUGUGCCACACCGACGCGUGGACGACUUGCCUGGUCUGCCAGCCGGGCUUCCUCCUGACCUCGGACUGGAAGUGCCUCCCGCCGGACCAGUGCCCGAAGGGCACCUUCGCCAACCCGGACACCGGCACGUGCUCCGCCUGCCCGAUCUAUUGUCUCGCCUGCACGGCCGACGCCCCGCACUUACCUCCUUGA